AUGCUCGGCGGAAGCCCAGAACCUGGUCCGCCCCAGUCGACUUCAAAGAGCGCGGAAGAGGUGCCAAUGCCUAUCGCGACAAGCUCCUCGGGGCCAGCCACUGAAUCACCGCCUGAGGGCCGAGCCGCGACAACAGAUACCUCUCCCCCGUCGAAUCAGCCUGGCCCCUCGGUACAAACUCAACCACCCUCCGCCUCCAUUCAAACUCCCGAAGCCCCAUCUGCGUCUGUCCCUGAUGCUCCGAAGAAGCAUCGACUCCUAUCCCUCCCAUCGCGGACGUCGCUCAAAGCGGAGAGGCCAUCAACCUCGGACAGAGCCCAGGAUGGACCUCACGAUGGAUCCGAGAACACUCUUCGAGGCUCUCGGAGAAGUCUGCUAAGGGGUAGAAGGGACCGCAGUAGAGGAAGCAGCAUGAGAUCUCGCGAUCAAAUCCCAGAUGAGCCUAGCUUGGAAGAGAACAAGUCCGCCAACCCUGAUGUGCGCGACUCUGCCAAACCAGAACAACUGGCCAAACCAUCACGCAAACUUUUCGCCUUCUUGAGUUGCUGUUCGUCUUCUAGUGUUGACCCUGAAGAUGGCUCCAUCCCCCCAAAGAAGACAUCCCGACGACUGUCUGUCCCCCAAACUCAGCCUACGCCGGAGAAAGCAGAUGUCAAUGCGGCCGAUUCGAGUACUGCCGAGUCGAAGGCGCCGAGCUUCUUCCGAGACGAAAAGCCCAAUUUGACCGUGGUUGCCGACCAGCCAACGACCCAGCUGGAUGAAGAGCGCGCAGCACCAGGUAGCGCGCAACAAAGUUCGCAGCUUGACGGAACGAAAACGGCGGCGGUUCAACCCACGUCUAUCCAAAUCCCUUCUUCAUCAAAAUCGUACACCGAAUCCUCUCAGCUAGAUAUACAGUCACCUGUCGUGGUUGGGACGAUAGUAACAGAUACCGCAAAGUCCGACAAGCCAGACGAAACUACAUCAGCAGACGAACAUCCUAUCGGGACGCAGAAAACAGAGGAACCCACAACACCGGCGCAACCCACUGCAGCGGAAGAAGACUCUAAGCAGCCGCUACGUGAUGAAGAGGCAGUGAGGAUACCACCUCCACCCCCGUUAGGAACUGGCAAGCAACCCGAAACGUCCGUAUCAGAUCGACAACAGCAAUGGUUAUUACCUCCAGCCCUGCCACAUCUACGCAGUCGGAAGUGUUUAGUCUUGGAUCUCGAUGAGACACUAGUCCAUAGUAGCUUCAAGGUUCUCGAACGUGCAGACUUUACCAUACCCGUCGAAAUCGAAGGCCAGUAUCACAAUAUCUACGUGAUCAAACGGCCCGGUGUUGAUCAAUUCAUGAAACGAGUUGGAGAGUUGUACGAGGUGGUUGUGUUCACAGCUUCUGUCUCCAAGUACGGCGAUCCUCUGCUAGAUCAGUUGGACAUCCACGGCGUCGUGCACCACAGAUUAUUCCGAGACAGUUGUUAUAACCAUCAAGGCAACUACGUAAAGGAUCUUUCUCAAGUUGGCCGCGACCUUAGAGAUACAAUUAUCAUUGAUAAUUCCCCGACAUCCUAUAUAUUCCACCCGCAACAUGCGAUACCAAUCAGCAGCUGGUUCUCUGACGCUCAUGACAACGAGCUCCUCGAUCUCAUUCCUGUCCUCGAAGACCUCGCCGGUACGCAGGUGAAAGACGUCAGUCUUGUCCUCGACAUCACGCUAUGA
This is a messenger RNA of Aspergillus calidoustus, 1701 nucleotides long. Lineage: Eukaryota; Fungi; Ascomycota; Eurotiomycetes; Eurotiales; Aspergillaceae. The record is from the annotation of a GenBank genome assembly.